Molecule: messenger RNA, 1128 nt
Organism: Symbiodinium pilosum
Lineage: Eukaryota; Dinophyceae; Suessiales; Symbiodiniaceae
Source: the annotation of a GenBank genome assembly
AUGGACUUUGGUGGCGGCUUGCAGUUGCAACUGGACAGUGAUGGUCAGGAUGCCAACCAGCUGGAAUCCUGGGCAGUGCAGCAGGAUGGCUCACUCAGACACGGCCCCACCAAUAUCGUCAUUGGUGAGGGCGGUCUGCGGGACGGAGUCGGUGAGAUUGAAGUGGAUCAGACAAACUUGCUUGGGCGUGGAGCCGGUGGAGUUGUUUGCCGUGCUGUGCAUACACCGACAGGCAUGCCGCUGGCAGUCAAGGUGGUGAGAGUGGAAGACAAGGCGAAGCGUGAUCAGCUCAUCAACGAAAUCCACACCCUCUUCCGGAUUACGAAGAGUCACUUCUUGAUCGAGCUCUACGAUGCGUACGUGCACAAGGAAUCUGGUUGCGUUCACGUGGCCCUUGAGUACAUGGACUACGGAAGCUUGGCGGAUGUGAAGCGGCGUGUUACAGAAGUUCCGGAGAAUCUCCUCGCCCUCAUCCUCAUGCAGAUUCUGGAGGGUCUGAAAAUUCUCCACCUCAACAACGUUGUGCAUCGAGACGUGAAGCUUGGCAACAUCCUGGUCAACUCUCGUGGGUCCGUCAAGGUAACCGACUUUGGCAUCUCCAAAAACCUGGGAGAUUCAUUUACGGUGUGUGACACUUUUGUCGGCACCGCCACUCAUAUGUCUCCAGAACGCGUCAACGGAAAGGAUUACAGCUUCGCGGCCGAUAUUUGGAGUUUGGGCCUCUGCGUCUACGAGCUAGCGUCUGGCGUUUAUCCGUACGGAAGCGUCGCUUCAUUUCCGGCUCUCUUCGACAAUCUAAUCAACAGGCCAGAGCCUCGCCUCAAGGAGGGUCGCUUCUCACGAGAGCUUUGCCGCUUUGUCGAAGUCCAAUUGUGCAAAGAGCCAGAAGAGCGGUGGAGCGCAAUAGAGCUGCAGGCAUCAGAUUUCAUUCUCUUUAACUUGCCCAAAGUCAGCGAAGCAGCCUUAAUCAGAUGGCUGGACCGCCACCGCUUUCAGCCUUUGAAGAAGAUGUCCCGAUUUAUCUGUUUGGCUGCCUGCGCUAGCACUGGUCCACAGCACAAGCAUAGCAACGACUUUUCGGCCAGGCUGGCAGCAAUCAUGGCGAGCGAGGAUGAUACCAGAUGCUGA